UUUCAUCCCAAGAUUUUAGGAUGCAACCCUCAUGAUACCCAUUCUUGAUCUUAUACACGGAUUUGCUUCAGCUUUUCUGGUGUAAAAGACUUCAAUUAACCCAUAAAUUGUACGAAAAGUUCAGAUGAUUUGCAACUGAAAGACUCAAGUGAGAUAUCCGAGCUCAAUGAUGGUGUUAAAACCUAAUUCUACAGUCUGCAGAAGCUUUCACUUUCCCGAUCUUUCGCUUUUUGGAUCUCAAUCAACAAGGUUUUAAGUUGUUGAUCCAUCUCUCCAACGAAUCUGUAUGGAUAUAUCUGUAUCUGUAUAUGUAGAAGUAGGAUAAUCAUAGGAAAAAGGAUACGAAAAUUUUGAUUUUGGGAAUUAGGUUUUGGGUAUACUCUCAGUAUGUUUAAGAUUAUUAAAGGGAAGAAGAAGGGUUUGAAACAAGAAGCCAUUGAACCGCCUCCAGGACCCAAUGCUUCAUCUGAUGUGACUGUAAACCAUGCUUCACGUUCGGCUAUUGUCAGUGACCAGCAGCCUAGUGUCAGGCCACAGGCUGUCGCUUUGUUAUCUUCUACACCACAACUUGGUGCGGUUGAGGUGUUACCUCUGUUGAAAGAUGUUCCCGUGGCCGACCGUCAUGUUCUGUUUCUUAAGAAGCUGCAGAUCUGUUCGUAUAUGUUCGAUUUCUCGGAUACAUUGAAGAAUGCUUCGGAGAAGGAGAUUAAAAGGCAGAACCUUUUAGAGCUUGUCGAUUUAGUGCAGUCGGGUUCAAGUAAGAUGAAUGAGAUCAUGCAAGGUGAGAUGAUUAAGAUGAUAUCUUUGAACAUAUUUCGGGGUUUGCCUCCUCAAGCGCAUGAGAACACAGGGGCUGAAAAUGUUGAUCCAGAAGAAGAUGAUAUGUACUUGGAUCCCUGUUGGCCACAUUUGCAACUUGUUUACGAAUUGCUUUUGAGAUAUGUGGUGUCGUCUGAUACCGAUACUAAAGUGGCCAAGAGAUACCUCAAUCAUUCAUUUGUACUAAACUUGCUUGAUUUGUUUGAUACAGAAGAUCCAAGAGAGCGUGAGUAUUUGAAGACUAUACUUCACCGUGUAUAUGGUAAAUUCAUGGUUCAUCGUCCCUUUAUAAGGAAAGCAAUAAACAAUAUCUUCUAUAGGUUUAUAUUUGAAACAGGGAGGCAUCCUGGUAUCAGUGAAUUGUUGGAGAUUCUUGGAAGUAUUAUAAAUGGUUUUGCGGUCCCGAUGAAGGAAGAACAUAAGUUGUUCCUCGCCCGGGCUCUUAUGCCACUUCACAAGCCAAAGUCUAUUAAUUUAUAUCAUCAACAGUUGUCCUACUGCAUAACCCAGUUUGUCGAAAAAGAUUACAAGUUGGCUGAUAUUGUUAUUAGAGGGUUAUUGAAGUACUGGCCUGUUACAAACUGUGGAAAGGAAAUCCUCUUUCUUGGAGAGCUAGAAGAAGUAUUAGACGCCACCCAACCUGCAGAGUUCCAGCGCUGCAUGGUUCCUCUCUUUCGAAGGGUUGGAUGCUGCAUCAAUAGCCCCCAUUUCCAGGUUGCAGAACGUGCGUUGUUUUUGUGGAACAAUGAACGUGUAGUGAGCUUGAUUGCACAGCAUCGAGACAUCAUUUUACCCAUCCUAUUUGACUCAUUAGAGAGGAAUAUUCAGGGUCACUGGAACCAAGCAAUCAAUGAAUUAACUGGUAACGUCAGAAGAAUGUUCAUUGAGAUGGAUCCUGAACUCUUUGAAGAAUGCCAGACACGUUAUAUGGACAAAGAAGCCAUGGUGAACGAAAAACUCAAGCAACGUGAGUUGGCUUGGGAAAAACUCGAGGCAAUCGCAUCACAAGCUGCAUAAUAUUUGAUAUGGUUAUCGAGAUGAAAACGCCUUCCUUUUUCUUUAAUUUUUUUGUUCGUUCUUAUGGAUUGGAUUUAGUCCCUUUACAUCGAUCAUCAAGUUUUUGGGUCAUUGGGAUAGCUCUAGACGGUGGAUUGCUGGCAAAGGGAUCUGACGAUCUGGAGUUGUUUCUUGUAUCUAGGUGAUCGAGAUGCCUCUGGACAGCAUGGAUUGAUUGAAAAAAACGGAUCUGCCCUUGCCCAUCUGGAGUUCUUUCUUCUUUCGGCCUUUUCCUCUUGCUUAAGGUAAUCUGUGUACCAUUUGUUGUUGUUAUGAUUACGAAUAUGAUAAUUGUUUAUUAUUAUUAUUAUUGAUUAGUAAUAUUUGGGACAGAUGAUAAGUAAAAGUUGUUUAUAUGCUAAACAUCAUAGGGAUGUUUGUCUGCAUAACAGUUGUUCAUGUGUCUGUUGUGCUCAAAUGAACUAUUUUG
Messenger RNA from Cynara cardunculus var. scolymus (artichoke), 2305 nucleotides. Its product is annotated as serine/threonine protein phosphatase 2A 57 kDa regulatory subunit B' beta isoform-like. The coding region runs from base 388 to 1836 and encodes 482 amino acids. NCBI's taxonomy places the organism in Eukaryota, Viridiplantae, Streptophyta, Magnoliopsida, Asterales, Asteraceae. Gene Ontology annotation, cellular component: protein phosphatase type 2A complex. Gene Ontology annotation, biological process: signal transduction. Gene Ontology annotation, molecular function: protein phosphatase regulator activity. The transcript has 3 exons. The record is from RefSeq and is a predicted model, not a curated record.